Messenger RNA from Fulmarus glacialis (Northern fulmar), 1420 nucleotides. Its product is annotated as arylsulfatase D-like. Gene Ontology annotation, molecular function: arylsulfatase activity. The annotation marks the transcript as partial. The record is from RefSeq and is a predicted model, not a curated record. The transcript has 9 exons. Lineage: Eukaryota; Metazoa; Chordata; Aves; Procellariiformes; Procellariidae.
AUGUACCUGUUUCAUACAUGGGGAAGCCACGAAGUUUACCAGGGAAAACAAUGGAGCUAUCUAAACGUUUGGCUAAUUUUAUGCUUGUUUCCAAGAACCUGUGUAUCAAAUCCUUCAAAACCCAGUUUUUUACUGAUACUGGCUGAUGAUCUUGGUAUUGGAGAUGUGGGUUGCUAUGGCAACGAUACAAUAAGGACCCCUAACAUUGAUGGCCUGGCAAGGGAAGGAGUGAGACUUACUCAGCACAUUGCUGCAGCUGCUGUCUGUACUCCGAGCAGAGCAGCUUUCCUGACUGGCAGAUAUCCCAUCAGAUCAGGCAUGGCAUCCAGCACUCAACGGCAGGUUCUCUUUUGGAACGGGUGUUCUGGUGGGCUCCCACCAAAUGAAACUACUUUUGCAAGAAUACUGCACCAGCAAGGUUAUUCUACAGCACUUGUGGGGAAGUGGCAUAUGGGUGUGAACUGCAAAUCCCGCUGUGAUCACUGCCACCAUCCUUUGAAUCAUGGCUUUGAUUAUUUUUACGGCAUGCCUUUUACCCUUUUGAAUGAGUGUCAAGGCACAGAUGACCCUGAACUGGCCAAGUCUUUGCAAGAUACAUAUUGGCUUUACACUCAGAUGAUCAUCCUUGCAGUGCUUACGCUUUUGAUUGGAAAACUUACCAAUUUAUUCUCAGUAAAAUGGAAAAUAAUUAUAUGCCUGGCCAUCUGUGGUCUCCUGUAUUUCAUCUCCUGGUUCUCCAGCUAUGGUUUCACCAAGUACUGGAACUGUAUCCUCAUGAGAAACCAUGAUAUCACUGAACAACCGAUGAAUCUAGAAAAAACUACUUCUAAUAUGCUGAAGGAGGCAGUUUCAUUCAUUGAAAGAAACAAGCAUAGACCAUUUCUUCUCUUUGUUUCCCUCUUACAUGUUCACACCCCUCUCAUCACCACAGCGAAGUUUCUGGGAAGAAGCAGACAUGGCCUAUACGGAGAUAAUGUAGAGGAGAUGGACUGGAUGGUGGGCAGGCUUCUGGAUGUUAUUGACAGAGAAGGCUUGAAGAAUACCACAUUCAUUUAUUUUGCUUCUGAUCAUGGAGGAUCUUUAGAGGCUCACAGAGGAAAUGCUCAGUUGGGUGGAUGGAAUGGGAUCUAUAAAGGUGGAAAAGGAAUGGGAGGCUGGGAAGGAGGGAUCCGUGUCCCAGGAAUAGUUAGAUGGCCAGCAGUGUUGCCUGCAGGGACAGUUAUCAAUGAACUGACAAGCCUUAUGGACAUUUUCCCAACAGUGGUUCACAUCGCUGGAGGGGCAGUGCCUCAGGACAGGAUAAUCGACGGGCGCACCUUGCUGCCUUUGCUGCGGGGAACAGUUCAGCACUCUGGGCACGAGUUCAUGUUUCACUACUGUGGUGUGUUUCUGCAUGCAGUGCGGUGGCACCAAAAGGACA